AUUUAAUGCACCCGUGAGUCAAUAUUUAAGUCAGUGCAUUUCCAGCAACCGGACGGCAAUAAAAUGAUGAUUCCCACUCGGCUACGAGACUUGACUUCGACCUUGCAGUGAGAGAGAAAGAUGAGGGCGGUGCUUCCACUUCGCCCCCUCCCCUUCGUCCUUCUCCUCCUCCUCCUCCUCGUCGCCGACGGCAGCGUCCCGGCGGCAGAGGAGGUGCCAUUGGCGGCGCCAUUCACCUGUAACGCCACCGCGAAGGCCUCGUGCCAGGCCCUCCUCGGCUACGUGCCCCCCAACGCCACCACCUACGCCGCCAUCAAGUCCCUCUUCCAGGUCCGCUCCCUCCGCUCCCUUCUCGGCGCCAACGGCCUCCCCAUCUCCACCCACUCCUCCGCUGCUGUACCCGCCGGCUCCACCGUUCGCGUCCGCUUCCCCUGCUCCUGCUCCCACGGCACCGGCGUCUCCGCCCGCAACCACCCCGUCUACAAGGUCAAGGCCGACGACGGUCUCGACGCCAUCGCCAGAAACGUCUUCAACGGCUUCGUCACCUACCAGGAGAUCGCGGCGGCGAACAAUAUCUCCGACCCCAACAAGAUUGAGGUGGGACAGAAGCUGUGGAUUCCGCUGCCAUGCAGCUGUGACCCGGUGGACGGCGCCGCCGUGGUCCACUACGCCCACGUGGUGGCGGCCGGGAGCUCGGUGGACGCGAUCGCGGCGGAGUUUGGGACGGACGUGGACGUGCUGCUCCGGUUGAAUGGGAUUAGCGAUCCGAAGAAGCUUCUGGCCGGCCAGGUUCUUGAUGUCCCUCUUCGAGCUUGUUCUUCCUCAAUAAGCAACACAUCUAUCGACCGUCACCUCCGCCUUCCCAAUGAUAGCUAUGCUCUCACUGCCAAUGACUGUGUCCUCUGCAGCUGCAGCUCCUCCACUUGGCAGCUAAACUGCCAACCAACCCAAGGAAUAAGUUCCUCAACUUGCCCUGCUGCAAAGUGUGGGAGUCUUUAUCUUGGCAACGCAUCAUCCAUCUCGGCUUGUGAGAACACUCUAUGUGCCUAUGCUGGCUACACCAAUACCACCAAAUUCACCAUUCACACCAACCUCACCACCCUGUCUCUAUGCAACAAUGGGAGCGCGCCGCAGUCUCAGCCAAGCAAUAGUUCUGCUCCAGGGUUGGGAUUACAGGGGUUGAAUUGGAUGGAGCUUUUCAUUACCGUUCACAUUGGUUUGCUUUGUUUUGGUUUUCUUUGGCGUGGCACCAAUUGAAAGGGUUCUACUUUUUUCCCUACAUGGCUGUUGUACCAGUAGACUAGUCUCUCUCUCUCUCUCUCUCUCUCUCUCUCUCUCUCUCUCUUCUCUUCUUUUUUCGAUGUAUGCCGCGUUGGAUGUUUUGUGAUUCAACAAAAUAAGUCCAUAAUAGAAUAACUUUUUAAGAUGUUUA
Molecule: messenger RNA, 1432 nt
Organism: Phoenix dactylifera (date palm)
Lineage: Eukaryota; Viridiplantae; Streptophyta; Magnoliopsida; Arecales; Arecaceae
Gene: LYM2
Product: lysm domain GPI-anchored protein 2 precursor
Source: RefSeq, a predicted model, not a curated record